AUGUCGUCGGCAACCAUUACGUUGGUGGUUCAGCCACGAGGAAAGCCAAUCAAGGGCCUUCCCAGUGAGCUCGAAAUCGCCUCCAAUGUCUCGACAGCCGGGAUCUACGACUCGCUCGCGCAAACCUCAGGCUUCUCUAUCCAUCGCCUGAGGAUCACCAAGGGAAGCGACCGCAGUGUUGUGCCCAACUCGCGCAACACGAUCGUCAAUGACUUGGGAUUGAAGGACAAGAGUGUCAUUCAUGUCAAGGAUCUUGGCCCCCAGAUCAGCUGGCGCACCGUGUUCAUCAUCGAAUACCUCGGACCUCUGCUCAUCCCGAUCCUCUUCCUUUACCCUCUGCGACCCUUCAUCUACUACAACUUCGAUCAGCUGCCCGAACGAUCCAGCCUGCAGCUCUUCGUCUGCGAGCUCCUGACGGUCCAUUUCCUGAAGCGCGAAUUCGAAACCGUCUACGUCCACCGCUUCAGCAAUGCCACCAUGCCGGCGCGCAACAUCGUCAAGAACAGCGCUCACUACUGGAUCUUGGCCGGCUUUAACAUCGCCUACUGGGUCUUCCGUCCCGACGCCGCCUCCAUGACGAGCCACCCCAACCCGGCUCUCUUCUACCCGGGGCUUGCGCUUUUCGUCUUCGGUGAACUGGCCAACUUCAACGCGCACCUGAUUCUGCGUGAUCUCCGCCGUCCCGGUAGCACCGAGCGCGGUAUUCCCGUCGGCAUGGGAUUCGGUCUCGUGACUUGCCCUAACUACCUGUUCGAAGUGAUGGCUUGGGUGGGUGUUUACCUGGUCAGCGGAUUGAGUUGGAGUGUGCUGUUCUUCAUCCUGGUUGGCGGCGCGCAGAUGGUCAGCUGGGCCAAGAAGAAGGAACGUCGCUACCGCAAGGAGUUCGGUGACAAGUAUAAGAACAAGAAGUUUGUCAUGCUUCCCGGCCUGAUUUAA
Messenger RNA from Aspergillus affinis, 936 nucleotides. RefSeq names its product trans-2-enoyl-CoA reductase (NADPH) TSC13. NCBI's taxonomy places the organism in Eukaryota, Fungi, Ascomycota, Eurotiomycetes, Eurotiales, Aspergillaceae. Gene Ontology annotation, molecular function: oxidoreductase activity, acting on the CH-CH group of donors. The record is from RefSeq and is a predicted model, not a curated record. The transcript is spliced from 3 exons. Bases 1 to 936 code for a protein of 311 amino acids. Gene Ontology annotation, biological process: very long-chain fatty acid biosynthetic process.